AUGGGGUUCGGAAGUCCUGGUGGCGCCGCCGUGCCUACUAAACCUACGCCUCCCGAGCGUGGCAGUUUCCCUCUCGACCACGAAGGCGAAUGCAAGCACCUAAUCUCCAGCUACCUGAAAUGCCUCAAAGGCAGCCGCGGCGUCAAUGACGAGGAAUGUCGGAAACUGGCUAAGGGGUAUUUGGCCUGUCGUAUGGACAAGAAUCUGAUGGCGCCGGAUGAUUUCAAGAACCUCGGACUGGUCUUUGACAAGCAGGAGGGUUCGAACGGGGCGAACGCAGCGGCGACGUCGAGUGACGGGACAGGGACAAAGCCGUGA
Messenger RNA from Aspergillus melleus, 318 nucleotides. RefSeq names its product coiled-coil-helix-coiled-coil-helix domain-containing protein (gene COX19). Bases 1 to 318 code for a protein of 105 amino acids. Gene Ontology annotation, biological process: mitochondrial respiratory chain complex IV assembly. The transcript has 4 exons. The record is from RefSeq and is a predicted model, not a curated record. Lineage: Eukaryota; Fungi; Ascomycota; Eurotiomycetes; Eurotiales; Aspergillaceae. Gene Ontology annotation, cellular component: mitochondrial intermembrane space.